AUGGCACCUAGGGUCAAGACAGAAUGCGCUCAGGAUUGCUAUAAACCACGCGCCGUUCGUACUACCAGCUUCUUGAUCUUUGGCUUAUCCACCUUAGCCGUACUCAUAUUCUUUGCCCUUUGCGUGAAUUCCAGCAGAGAGAGACCAUGUUCAAGUUCGCCAUAUUCGCCUGGCGAGCCUGCAGACUCGUGUUCUCCUGCUCCAUCUAUGUUUACGGCAUUCACGACGUGGUCUGAUUCUCAGUACUUCGUCGCGGCGUAUCUGCCAACCCUACUCGCCGUCAUAUACAAUAUUCUCUGGGAAGUCAUAUACACGGGGCUAGCAGAGAUGGAGCCUUUCAUACAAUUAGCCAAAGACGGGGGUGUUUCUGCUCAAGCGUCGCUGUCACUUCGGUACGCGACUACAAGUCUACCCGUCACCUUCUAUCUCGCAAUUGUCAACUACCACCCCAACAUUAUCUGUGCAUCGUUCAUAUCCUUCAUCCUGGCAAUCAGCGUGCCGUUCGCCUCCGAAGUGCUGCAUAUCGGUACACAAGGCGUAUGCAACAGCACGGCUGGAGGUAAUAACUGCACACCUUACGUCCAAAUCCGACCGGCGAUCGCUAGAAUGGAAGUCGUCUUCACUGCAAUUACCCUUUUCGGAGUUAUAGCUUUGGCAUACGGCUAUGGCAACCAAACUGGCAUUCGAAAUGAAGGCUCAAGCAUUGCGGGUCUCGCGACGCUCUUGAACGACACCCUUCAUUGA
This is a messenger RNA of Talaromyces atroroseus, 744 nucleotides long. RefSeq lists its product as hypothetical. Lineage: Eukaryota; Fungi; Ascomycota; Eurotiomycetes; Eurotiales; Trichocomaceae. Bases 1 to 744 code for a protein of 247 amino acids. The transcript has a single exon. The record is from RefSeq and is a predicted model, not a curated record.